AUGAGACAACCAGUAAUUCGUGACAUUUAUGCUUCCUCUCCAAGCGUUACAGAUGUCGAGAAAGUGGAGGAAAGACCUCAUCACGAUGAAUCUCGACAAAACGACCGAAAGGAUGCGGAUUUAGUCGAAUUCAUCCCCAACGACCCGGAAAAUCCUCUUAAUUGGACGUCGUUGAAAAAAUGGACAAUUGUUCUAUGUUUGACAAUCGCCAAUUUCAACUGUCUAUGGAUAGCUUCAGGUUAUGUACCCGCGAUUCCAGAAUUCAAGGAAAGGUUUGGCACUUCUGCUGAAGUUUCUACGCUUCCUUUGGUUAUCUAUGUGCUUGGUUUGGGAUUCGGGCCCAUGCUGUUGGCCCCUCUCAGCGAGUAUUAUGGACGAACUCCAGUUUAUCUGGCGAACUUCUUCAUUACUGGCAUACUCUUGAUCGGCAAUGCUUUAGUGGGCAAUGUUCCUGGAUUCAUAAUCCUAAGGUUCAUCACGGGAUUCUUUGCUUCUGCAUCAAUCACAAACAUUGGAGGGACAAUCGCCGACUUGUUCCAUCACGAGCACACGGGUAUGCCCUUGGCAAUCUAUACUGUAACCUCAGCCGGAGGAUCUGCAAGUGGAGUCUUUGUUUUCUCCUUUAUAGCCCAGUUUCACGGACUUCAAGGGGUCCUCUGGGGUAUGUGCGGGGCCAGUGGCGGAUUUUUCCUCCUUCUAUGUGUCUCCCUCAAAGAGACCCGGCACUCUGUGCUCCUACGUCGUCGCGCAGCUCGUCUUCGUAAAGAGACAGGAAAUCAAAAUCUUGACGUCCCGCUCGACAUGCGCACACAACCUGUAACCCAGGUUUUCGCUACCGCUCUUACCCGUCCAUUUCAUCUACUCUUCACCGAGCCUGUCAUCCUAUUCACCGCCGCCUACAAUGGAUAUCUCUUCGGCAUCGCAUUUUUAUUCAAUGGUGCAUUCACCAUCGUUUUCUCGGACGGUUAUGGCUUCAAUACUAUACAAACCGGAUGUGCAAAUCUAGGUGUUAUUCUCGGUGCAUUUUUAGGCCCCAUCACGCAUAUCUGGCAAGAGAGAUACUAUCUUCGUAAGGUCACGGCGGCUGAUGGAACGAUCAAGAAUGUGCCAGAGGCAAGAGUCCAACUCAGUAUAGUGGGCGCAGUCAUAUUUCCCAUCUCUCUCUUCUGGUUUGCGUGGUCUGCACAGCCGGGAACAGUACAUUGGAUCGUACCAAUUAUCGCAUCGGUAUUCUAUGGCUGGUCUUUCUAUACGAUUAUUCAAAUGACGUUUAUGUAUAUAGAAGAUACGUACAAAGUGUAUGCCGCCAGUGCGCUAGCAGGAGUUUGCUUCGCGAGGAAUAUUAUCGGGGGUACCUUUCCAUUAUUUGGCACGCAGAUGUUUGAAGGUCUUGGAGUGCAGUGGGCGGGGAGCGUAUUGGGAUUCGCUGCGAUUCUUCUAAUGCCCAUUCCGUAUGUGUUGGCUAGAUAUGGCAGACGCUUGAGAAAGAGAAGUCCGUGGGCAAGGGUACAUAUGGAUGAUUUGGGGGAGGACGAGGAUGUUAAGACGUAG
This is a messenger RNA of Sclerotinia borealis F-4128, 1551 nucleotides long. The record is from the annotation of a GenBank genome assembly. Lineage: Eukaryota; Fungi; Ascomycota; Leotiomycetes; Helotiales; Sclerotiniaceae.